Molecule: messenger RNA, 969 nt
Organism: Mobula hypostoma (lesser devil ray)
Lineage: Eukaryota; Metazoa; Chordata; Chondrichthyes; Myliobatiformes; Myliobatidae
Product: probable G-protein coupled receptor 139
Exons: 2
Coding region: 1-969 (322 amino acids)
Biological process (GO): phospholipase C-activating G protein-coupled receptor signaling pathway
Cellular component (GO): plasma membrane
Molecular function (GO): G protein-coupled receptor activity
Source: RefSeq, a predicted model, not a curated record
AUGCACUCCCCUCCAAGAGGACCUAUCUACGCGAUUUAUUACACAGCUCUAGCGGUUAUCGCUGUUCCAGUUAAUUUCGUGGCUAUUGUGAUCCUAUCCAGAGGACAGUGUGGACUCUCCCGAUGUAUCACCCGGUACCUGGUAUCCAUGGCGGUGACGGAUCUUCUGGUUAUUGUUACUGCCGUUUUAUUAAAUCGGAUACCUGGCAUUUAUUCUCCAGGAAGUUUUAUGUCCAUCACCCCAGUAUGUAGUCUCAAUAUCACUUUAAUCCAUGCAUCCAGAGACAGUUCAGUUUGGCUAACAGUGGCUUUUACCUUUGAUCGAUUUGUGGCAAUUUGUUGUCAGAAAAUAAAAACAAAAUAUUGUACCGGGAAAACAGCGGCUUUUAUCGUAGGAAUGGUCUGUUCGUUGGGAUGUUUGAAAAGCAUACCAUGGUAUUUUAUACAUGAACCUAUCUACAUAAUUAAGAAUACCCCGUGGUAUUGCAGAGUAAAGUCCAUUCGCUAUACAUCACUUGUUUGGACGAUUUUCGAUUGGUCCGAUCGUCUUUUAACCCCUUGUCUCGCGUUCCUUCUGAUUCUUUUACUGAAUAUUUUAACAGUCAGGCAUAUCCUGGCUGCCAACAGAGCACGUAGAAGAGUCCGUGUGCAGAAAGACAAAGAAAAUCAGAGGGACCCAGAGAUGGAGAGCCGGAGAAAGUCCAUUGUUCUGCUCUUUGCCGUCUCGGGAUGCUUCAUUCUGUUGUGGAUGGUCUAUGUUGCGCAGUUCCUUUACGAACGAUUUACAAGUGAUCAUAAAAUUAAGGGCUUCAACGAUCCUAGGUUUAUUUUCAUAGAAAGUGCGAAUAUGUUGCAGCUCUUGAGUUGCUGUACUAACACUUUUAUUUAUGCGGUGACUCAGAGCAAAUUCAGGGAACAGUUAACGGUCAUGCUCCAAUAUCCGCUAAAAUUAAUUACCAGCUUACGGUAA